AGAGCCACCAUGGCGCACGGCGGGCCACGCGUGUCCGCCGCCGCCGCUCCGCGCGGGGCCGCCCGCCUGCCGCCGCCGCUGCUGCUGCUGCUGCUGCUGCCACCGCUGCUGCUGGGCGCCGCCGCCGCGCUGCGCUGCGCGGAGCCCUGCGGCCGCCCGCGCCCUGGAGCCCUGACCCGCGGGGCGCGCAGCCCGCCGGAGCCGCGGCGCGGCGGCGAGGCGGCGGCGGGUGGCAGCCGCUCCAGGAGAGCAUCCUCGGCGGCGGGCCGGGAGCAGGUCUCCCUCAUCAGCACCUCUUUCGUGCUCAAAGGGGACGCGUCUCACAACCAGGCGAUGGUGCACUGGACGGGCGAGAACAGCAGCGUGAUCCUGAUCCUUACCAAGUAUUAUCAUACUGAUAUGGGGAGAGUGUUGGAGAGCUCUUUGUGGAGGUCCUCAGAUUUUGGGACAUUAUAUACGAAGUUGAAUCUACAGCCUGGGAUUUCCACUGUUAUUGACAAUUUCUACAUUUGUCCCACCAACAAAAAAAAGAUUAUUCUCGUAAGUUCUUCCCAUAAUGAUCGUGACCAAAGUCUUUUCAUAAGCACGGAUGAAGGAGCCACCUUCCAGAAACAACCUAUUACUUUCUUUGUGGAAACUCUUCUUUUUCACCCAAAAGAAGAAGAUAAAGUACUUGCUUACACUAAGGAAGGCAAGGUUUAUGUAUCCAUUGACUUGGGGAAAAAAUGGAUCCUUCUGCAGGAACGAGUUUCAAAAGAUCAUAUUUUUUGGGCUGUUGCUGGAGUUGAUGGAGACCCUGAUUUAGUUCAUAUGGAAAUCCAGGACCCCAGUGGAGGUUAUCGUUACAUCACUUGCCAGAUUCAAAAUUGCUCUGAUAAGACAAUGACAGUCCAGUUUGCUGGUGGCACUGAUCGGGAUUCCCUUACUGUGCAGGAUGACUACAUAUUUCUUCAGACAACAUCAGCAAAUCAGACCAAGUAUUAUGUGUCUUAUCGUCGCAACGGCUUUGUACAGAUGAAGUUGCCAAAAUACGCGUUGCCAAAGGAUUUACAGAUAAUCAGUACAGAUGAAAACCAGGUGUUUGUGGCUGUUCAGGAGUGGUACCAGACAGACACGUACAACCUGUACCAGUCUGACCCGCAAGGUGUUUACUACUCUAUCCUGCUGGAGAAUGUCCGCAGCACAAAGCAGCCAGAAGAGAAUGUCCUGAUAGAUAUUCUGGAGGUCAGAGGUGUAAAAGGAGUCUUUCUGGCCAACCAGAAAAUUGACGGGAAAGUUACAACUCUGAUAACCUAUAACAAAGGUCGUGACUGGGAUUUUCUAAACCCUCCAGAAAUUGAUAUGAAUGGCAAACCGACAAACUGCAAACCUCCUGAUUGCUACCUUCACCUCCAUCUCCGCUGGGCAGACAACCCCUAUGUGUCAGGCACAGUCCAUACGAAGGACACUGCACCAGGGCUCAUAAUGGGGGCAGGUAACCUGGGGUCCCAGCUGGUUGAGUAUAAAGAAGAGAUGUACAUAACGUCUGACUGUGGGAACACGUGGCGUCAGGUCUUUGAAGAAGAGCAUCACAUCUUGUACCUGGACCAUGGUGGAGUUAUUGUGGCCAUCAAGGACACCUCUAUCCCUCUGAAAAUACUCAAGUUCAGCAUAGAUGAAGGCCAGACUUGGAGUACACAUAAUUUUACCAGCACUUCAGUCUUUGUAGAUGGGUUACUUAGUGAACCUGGAGAUGAGACACUAGUCAUGACAGUCUUUGGACAUAUUAGCUACCGUUCAGACUGGGAACUGGUGAAGGUGGACUUCAGACCAUCCUUCCCCAGGGAGUGCUCUGAUGAUGACUAUGAAUCUUGGGAGCUCACAAAUCUACAGGGUGAUCGUUGCAUCAUGGGCCAGCAGAGGAGCUUUCGGAAGAGGAAGAUUUCGUCAUGGUGCAUUAAAGGGAGAAGUUUCACAUCAGCUCUCACAUCCAAAGUUUGUGAAUGUGUGAACUCUGAUUUCUUAUGUGAUUAUGGGUUUGAGCGCUCUGCACCUCUGAAGUCGGAGUCUAGCAAAUGCUUUGCUGACUUUUGGUUUAACCCAGAAGCACCUCCUGAAGACUGCGUGCUGGGGCAGGCCUACAGCAGCAGCACCGGGUACAGGAAAGUCGUUUCUAAUGUGUGUGAAGGUGGCAUAGACCUGCAGCAGAACUUAGCACAGCGUAUGUGUCCAUUGAUUGCUCCCAAGGGACUUCAGAUCAGCAUCAGAGAAGAAAGCCUGGCUGUUAAGCCUGGGGAAGACGUCACCUUCAUCGUCAAACAAGAGCAGGGGGAUAUAUUGAAUACCAAAUACCAGGUAGAUCUUGGAGAUGGCUUUAAGGCGAUAUAUGUGAACCUUACGAUGACUGGAGAACCCAUCCGUCACCGCUAUGAGAAUCCUGGGAUUUACCGUGUCUCGGUGAAGGCUGAGAAUGUGGCUGGGCAUGAUGAGGCUGUGGUGUUCGUCCAAGUCAACUCUCCACUGCAGGCUUUAAAUUUAGAAGUGGUUCCAGUUGUUGGGAGAAACCAGGAGGUGAACCUGACAGCCAUCAUACUGCCUAAGAACCCGAAUUUGACAGUCUUCUACUGGUGGAUAGGAAACAAUCUGCAGCCACUCCUUACAUUGGAGAGUUUUCUGGUGACAAAGUUUGCUGAGACAGGUGACGUCAGAGUUACAGUGCAGGCUUCCUGUGGGAGCUCCAUGCUUCAGGACUCAAAAGUUGUCCACGUUUUUGAUCAUUUUCAUGUUCUUCCUCUGAAGUUUACUAAGCACCUGGACAUAUACAACCCUGACAUACCAGAGUGGAGGGAAGACAUAGGGCGGGUAGUAACACGACUUCUCGCAAAGGAAACCAAUAUACCCAAAGAAACACUCAUGACAGUCGUGAAACCUGGUCUGCCCACAACUGCUGACUUGCAUGUGCUACUACCAGCAAACCAACCAAAAAGGAAGAGAAGUGUAACUAGUGAUAAGAGAAUAGCAGCUAUAAAGCAGGCCUUGAAUGCACACAACAUCAGUUUCUUUCUGAGGGGAGGAUACUGGGUCUUAGUGACUUUAGCUGACUCCAGUUCAGACUCUCAGAGGAUUGGAGGAGGCAGUGGCUACUGGGCUAUUGUGGUUCUCUUUGUUAUCUGUCUAGUCGCAGUUGGGGCUUUCAUCCUCUACAAGUUCAAAAGGAAACUGCCAGGCAGAAAUGUCUAUGCCCAGAUGCACAACGAAAAAGAGCAGGAGAUGACAAGCCCUGUUAAUCAUAGUGAGGACACCCAGAACAUCAUCCAGGGUGAGGAGUUUAUUGAUGAUGAUCUGGACUCUCAAACACUAGGUAACGCAAGAGUGACUCCUUCUGGGAGAAGUGGCAACUUGAACAGCUACAGAGUUCCCCUAUUGCUGAUGCCGGUCAGUGUCCAGUCCCAGGCAAUCACUCAGGCGUGGUUUUGAGCAUCAACUCCAGAGAGAUGCACAGUUACCUGGUUAGCUGAUAUUUACAGCUGAACAUAAAAACCGAAAGACUCUUCUCUGUAUCAUUUUAUUUUUCCCUGGUGAUGUCACAAAAUUUCAAAUAUGGCUGUAAAUGCUGGUGGAGAGGAGGUUCCUUAUUGGUCCCGUGGAAAAAAGUGUCCAUCAUCAGUUACCAGGGAAGAAGGAUAAUACGUCUUGUGUUCACUCUAUGGCCUGGGAACUCGUUAUGAUUGAAACUCAAACUACGGUAGCAAAUUUGUAGCCCUAGGCACCUUCAAUGCCACCUUUUUUCUUUUCUGUAUAUACUCUAGUUCUUUAUGUUUAUUUUUAGAAGGAUUGACUGUAACUUUUUAACUAUAUUUUUAAUUGAGGUAUUCAGCAGAAGGCUGGAGUUCUUCAGCCUUAAAAAGUGAUUUUUACCCAAGCGACUAGACCAGAACAUGGUUGGUUGAUCACAAUGACAUUUUUUCAGGAGGCCGAGCGUUUCUGUACUGGGAGAGGACUGAGCAAGGAGACAAAUGCACUCCUAGUCAAUACAAGCUCUUUAACUUAAACAUGUGUGAGACAAUCUAAUGAAUUGAGGCUUAGGCCCUUCUGUGGAUUGAAAGAAGUAAAGUGCUAUUCAGGAUAUCUCAUAAUAUAGGAUAAUGCUCUUGUAAGUGUAGCAAGUCCUGACAAACCAUCAGCACCAGUAUCUCCCCCAAUCCCACCCCACAUGAAAGAAAAACACCAGCUUGACGCUGUUUCCAGACCAGGUGCCUUCACUUGUGGACGGUCAUUUCAGUUGCUCCUUCUUGUCUCCUGAGCGAGCACUUCUAGGACGAUGGCAGCUGCCAGAUGAGUUAUCCUAUAAAACCCCGUGCUGGUGGCCUGUCUGUUUUUAAAUUUCCAGAGAGUGUAAAUACCUCUUUUAAGUCACUUUCUUUGUAUGGUUAUUUUUUUAAAACUUCUUAUUAGGGCAGAGGUGCCGGGUGGGUCAGAGCUCUCCCCUGGGCAGGACUGGGUAGCACACCACCGUCCCCUUCCCACCCAUAUCCUUCUUUGGGAUUUUCCCUGGCUGUUUGCCCUUGCAGGCAGGGGUGGGCAAACUCUUACCUGACCUUUGCCGCUCUGGUUGGUUUGGCAAUCUGGAGGGCCAUGAUGGGCUAUGAUUCAGGGGUUCGUAUUUCCUUUCCAUCAUGACAGGGUGUUGUUCAGUCCCUGCCACUGCUGGCCCCUGUUUCUGCAGGGAGGGUGGUUGGGCUCCUGAAGGAGCUGCCUGCGGAAAGGCUUGUGAGUCAGAUCAAGAGUUUUCCUAAUCCCAAUUUGGUGAGUUGGGUCAGAGUUUCCUAGUCCCAACCUCUGCAUCCCUAGGGAAGUGGCAGUGGGGUGAAUCCAAACCCCGCUCGUCUUUUCCCUGGGGUUUACGGAGCCAUGUAGGAAAUGGACAGUGAUGUGAUCAGUUUAAACCUCUGGCAUCCUAUGUGUCACAGCUGCCUGGAAUUAGGAUGCUUCUCUCAGAAACCUAUAUAAUCUCUUCACUUUUUGCCUUCGGUAGAGAAUAGCUAGCUCUUUACUCACUGAAUGUCAUACUGAUGCUAGUGGCAAGCUUGCACACCACCUUGCUUAAGGAGGAUACAGGUACCUAACUACAUCUUUCUGAAUAAACAAACAGAAAAUAAUGAAUGCUGGUAAGACAGAAAAGAACUGUCUUAAAAUUAUCAUAUGCAUUCCAUGUAGCUGUGGAUAUCCUAGAGCAUAUUGUCAUCAAAUGCAAUGGACUGAGAUGUAAUAAUUCAGUGCGGUACUGUAGGCUCUCACAAAUCCCACAGGAUGUAUAUGUAAAGCACAAGAAAAUCUAGAUUAUGAACUUACUGUAAGGAAGUAGGUGGAAAAGUUUAAGUGAAGAUUCUGAAAAGCGCUUGCAAACUCCUCAGGAAAAUAAUUUCAAAAAUUGUUCUAAAAUUUCUGCCUAGGUAGUUAUAGAGUGCCAUGCAAACCGACUUCCAGAGAAGCGAUGCUCUAGCUGACUGUUGUAUGCCAGCCUGUGUAGAAAUCCAAGGGGUUACACGUAUCUGAGUCUGGCUUUCUUGAAGAGAAGUGCAAAUAGAAAACGUGCUGUGCAUUGGAAGCUCUCAGGAUCCUUGCUUUCCAUUCUCACUAGCCCUUUAUGUUUUCUCUAAUGGAAAUGAGCUGGAACAGAGAAUAAAGUAGUAUUGCAAACAUCUUACUCAUUCCUGUGAAAUAGAACUAAAGUGGGUUAUUUGUAAGUAAUAGGUGAGUAGCGGAUUAGCCUCACGGAUAAGGGAUGGGAUGGAAGUUCUAGCUUGGGGUUGUUCUCCCGCGGUUCGUCUGAUUGGCAAAGGACACUGUUGGAAGCGGGUCACAGGUCUAAUCUGUGCUUUAACAGCUACUUUUAUACAUUUAAUACAGGGUGAUUUGUGUCUCUGAUAACAGGAGUCUCUCGGAACACCGUAGAAUAUUUAACUGCGUGGUACUCUAAUUAACACUUAGCACAAUAUAGUGCCUGUAAUAAUGUUUUUCGACACUUAUUAAUUUGAUUCAUGCAGUACUCCUGUGAGGUUGGUUUGUCAUGUCUUAAAAACACUGUUUUCUAAAGAGUUGUCAGUUUUGCCAUAACUGUAUUUAUAAUACCCAGCAGAUAAUAAAGGAAACUUUUGAUUCCCUGGCAAGAAUAACUUUAAAAUUAAUUAUUUUAAAAUUGAGAAAAUACCCUUACCGUUUUCCUAUUCAUGGUGUCUUGGUUUAUCUUUAAAUGAAAAGGCUCAGUAGUGUUAGGUUUUGAAUCUCUUGAACUACAUCCAUGAUAUCUUAGCAUUUUAUCCUUUAUAUGCAUCUAAAUCCUAGACAUACAUAUACAGAAACACAGAGUUUUGUCUAUGCACAAAUGCUUGUCAUACGUGCACGCACACACACAUGCAGUAUUUGUACAUAUUCUAGUUAAAUCUGUUAGUGAGGAAGGGUGAUUUGAUGGCUAAGAAACAGAAGAUGGCUGUCAGGUACCUGGAUUCUGUACCUAGACUUUGGGCAAGUUACGUAACCUGUAUGUGCCUCAGUUUCCCCACCUAUAAAAUUGGGCUGAUAGUAAUUACCUACCUCACAGGGGUAUUGUGAGGCUAAAUUAAUCACUGUUUGGUCAGGAUCUUCAGAGUGAAAGAAUUUUGUGAUCAUUUCUUUGUUUUACUUGUAAUUAUCGCUGUUAUUAAAGGUAGUGUACUGAAACCAGUUGCAAUUAUAUAUAAAUGUAAAACAUGCGUAAUCUGAAAAAGGUACAUUACUAUUAAAAAAAAAAGGUAAUUUGAUUUAAAAACUGUUAUUGGAUCAUAUUGUUACAUGGUAGCAUUGCAACGUUGGCUGUGAUUUUGCUAAGUUACACACUAGUACCUUAAACUUUCUUUUCUACAGUGUUAUUUGGUCAAAAACCUUAUAAUAAUGGGUACAGUAAUACUUACCAACAUUGAUAUUGAACUAUACUGAAACCAACAAAAUUGGUGGUAUAUUGUCCUUGUUUACAUGUUUUGGCUAUCUUUAACUCUUACGUGUUUGCAAUUCCAAAACCCCCCUGUACUUUUCAGAGUGCUCCAAGCAGCACUGAUUUGAAGCGUUCUAACACAGACUUCAAGAUUUACGGCUGUUAUCUUUGCUUUCCCUUUUGACAUUGAAUGUUUUAUAUGUCUUUGGAGUGGUCCAUCCAUAUAAAGUGCUCAGAAGACAUUUAGGGAAAAUCCACACACAGUGUAAAUCAAUGUCUCAAAAAUAAAAGCAAUAUAAACCAAUGUAUGUUUUUAUACCCUGUAGAAGAGGGUGGUGGAAAUGACCAUAAAGAAAUAGAAGGUGCCAGCCUGAGGCAAGAUGUUGUUAUCUCCAAUUCACAUCCAAUUUCUUUGAACUGUUUUAGGAUAUUCUCAUUGAAUUAUAUCUUUCUUGAUGAGUUUUCUGCUUUCAGAGACCAGUGUAAAGAGGAGUAAAGUGUUUAUUCGUGUAAAGUAGAUGUCUCUGGACAGACAGAGACAAAUCAGCGCUUUGCCAUUAGCAGUUCGAGUAGAAAGCAGAUUUCAUCUGACAUGAUUGUGAUGGUUAGUUGUGUUUCAGGUCCAAUGAGACAUCCCUUUAGAGGGAGUACUCUACUACUGCAUGUGGUCUUUUUAAUAGAGGUCAGCAGAAUGGAACAGAAUGGAACUGCAGUGGUUUCCAUCCUCCUUACACAAAUGUGUGCUCAAAGAAAUGUUGGGUUUUUUAAUUCUUUUUGGGAAAUUAAAUACAUGCCGUUGUUUGCAGUAACUUUUUGAUGAUGAGCCAAUGGUUCUGAUAUGCUUUGAAUUUCUAGUGUUGCUUCAAGUUGAAUACAAUGUUGCUAAGUUGAUAGAAUCAAUGACAAUUUCAGUUGUAAAUUUUUCCAAUGUUUCCUAUAAAACAAUGUUUUGUAAUUUUUUAUUAAUGAGGCUUUGGGGGGGAAAGAGAGACUAAAAUUUUUAUUUCAUUGCAGAAUCCCCGACAGUUGGAGUCGUUAUUGUAUAUUGAUUGAUACCACUAUAUUGUUUCCAUCUUCAUUUUUAUUUCAGAGUUUUAGAUGAAAGUAAGUGCACAUUUCUCUCAAAAUAUUGGCUUUCCACCAGGAAGGAAUGCGUAAGCAUUUACCUUUAUAAAUACUGAUUUCUGCAAUGCAAAAUUUUGUUGUGUCUUCUAAGUCCAACCAAAAAGCCACUUCCUGGCUCAUUUUCUCUGUUUUAGUCCCAAUUGCACAUUGCCUCUAUAACUUUCAUUACGAAACUGGCAUAUAGACUAAUCUUACUAGUCUGAGAAAGUCGUUCUAAAACUUCCAUUAGAGUAACAUUUAAUUGCCUAGAAGUAGUUACAGAAUCUGCUCAGACCAUUUUCCUGAUGUUAAGUCUAUAUUUUCAUGUUCCUUGUUUCCUUUCAGUAUUUCAGUAUUAGCCCUCUCCGUGCCAUUUAAAUGCAUGUUUAUUCCUGUCACGGACAUAUAUGUAAUGCUUUUCACUUAUUUUCAGACUAUAAUCGUCAAAGUGACAAAUUUUGAAAUAACUCAGACCCCCAGUUAGCUUUUGCAAUUAAAAGCCUGGCCCUGCAGUCUUUGGGAAACGUCAAGCUGUGCCCUCUUAAUUUUUUGAUCUUCUUUCCUAAGCCAGCCCUUCUACCCUAUGGAUAACCUCAGCAGCUUUUCUUUCAACUCAGUUUGUAACUUCAAGCUGGAGGGAGUGCAGAAGGGUUUCUCACUGUUGAGAUGGACUAGAACAGGUCACUUCCCAAAUCUGAUCAGGAAUGUCACGUGGACAAAGUUUUUAUUUUUCCUUUCUUUUCAACUAUGUUGCACAGAGGGAUUUAUACAUACCAUCAGGGAAAUAGGACCUGUAAUGGUACUUCAGGAUGGUGUGAAGACUAAAGAAUACAUUCCUCCUUUUUUUUUUAUGAAAUUGGUACAUACAGCAAGUAAGUUUCGUGAUUUUUAAUAUGUGAGAUGUCAUUUCUUUAAAUCUUCGGGCCUGGCCUUUUUCAUCCUUGUUAAAUGGAGUAGCAAAUUACUUAAAAUAUGAAUUAUGGAGCCGUGUAUGAGCAAAUGAGAGAUCUUCAUUCUUUUAAUUAUUUUUUUUUUUUUCCAUAUGUGAGACUUGUCAGAAUUACUGUUUUCAGGUAGUUUAUGUGCUGGUAGCUGAGAUGGUCUUCUGGAAGACAGUAUCUGAGACGAGAAGUCCUGGAAGGCUUAGAAAUAGGUACUCUGAAGUGCAGCGAUAUAAACUAUGUGAAUAGUGCUCGGGUAUGAACAUGCUGGACAAAACGAAAUCCUUAUCAAAGAGCUGUUAAGGUUUUGUAUUAAAAUCCAUUUUUCAAUAGCAUCUCUAAAAAUACAUGUUCUUAAUUGCAUACUCUUCGCCUCUCUCUUCUUCCAGAUUGAUUUUCUUUUAGGAGUGACAUUUACUAGCCCUGGAAAAAAAAGUGGAUUCUUUCCCUUACACGAGUAAUUCUGUUUAAAAUUAUUUCUUUGCAACACUUGAAAGCAUUACACAAACUUGAGCUUUAUUGAUUCGUCUUGAUUUCUCAGUUUCUGUAGAAUUUGCAUCUUUACACUAAUUUUUUGCAAUACAGUGGACAUAAAGCCCUGCUGGGCAGCAAUAAUACAUGCCCCAGUACAUGGUGCUACUUAAAUAAUACGCCUUUGUUGCACAUGGUUUUAGUGGUAUAAUGAGUAUCUUAAUCACCAGGAAGGCCAGGCGUUCCAAAUAACUUUCUUAGCAUGUCUUAUAUUUCUGUGUAUUUGUUGCUAAUUUUAACCAGCUUUUGAUACUUAUUUAGUUCCUACUGACAGCGUCUGCUCUUGCAGAUCAAAGGGCAAGAAUUAGCUUAUUCUGUUUUGUUUUUUUUUUUU
Molecule: messenger RNA, 9859 nt
Organism: Chroicocephalus ridibundus (black-headed gull)
Lineage: Eukaryota; Metazoa; Chordata; Aves; Charadriiformes; Laridae
Gene: SORCS2
Product: sortilin related VPS10 domain containing receptor 2
Exons: 28
Coding region: 10-3456 (1148 amino acids)
Cellular component (GO): membrane
Molecular function (GO): protein binding
Source: RefSeq, a predicted model, not a curated record